AUGGCCGCAGCACCACCCGGCUCGCUCUCCCUGGACGGUCGUACUCUUGAAGGUGGAGGCCAGCUUCUUCGCAUCGCUGUGUGCCUUGCAGCGUUGACCGGAUCGCCUGUUCAAAUCCAUAAUAUCCGCGGCAACAGAUCCGGAGGUGGAGGGCUCAAAGCGCAGCAUCUGGCCUGCGUCGACUGGUUAGGACGGGCCUGCCAGGCUCAUGUCGAGGGUGCAGUGAAGUGCAGCAGAACCCUGAGCUUUGUUCCUGCGGGUGCGAAAUUUGGGUUUCCGGCUCUACCUCCAGUCUUCAAGAAGCAGACUCUGAGCGAUGGCCGCCGAGUGUGGGACUCGAGCAUCAACAUUGGCACGGCUGGCAGUACCGGACUGGCAUUACAAGCAGUCCUUCCCUUCGUCCUGUUCACAAGGUUUCCUUCAACCCUACCUAUCCGUUUGACCUUCACCGGUGGAACGAAUGUCUCUGGAUCACCGUCGUUCGAGUACAUUACUCAAGUCCUGCUUCCGACUCUGCAAGCCCUUGGAUUCCCUGAGAUGCAUGCGAAGCUUGAAAAGCGAGGCUGGAGUCACGGAGGGACGAGCAUAGGAAGUUUCACCCUUGAGAUCUCGGCUCGCGCGUUUGUACGGUGGCCAGAGCCGUUCAGACUAUGGCGUAGCGAAGAGCAGGUAGGGCGGCUGGUGCGACCAUCUAACGUACAAGCAACAUUCAUAGCGCCUUCCUCCUGUCAUGACCAUUUCCGGCAGCGUUUCAGGCAAGCUCUGGAGGAUGCCUUCCAGGGCGGCGAAAGGGCGCAGCCGAUGGACACGGAAGUCACGUGCGAAAACAGCAAGCACGAUAAGAGAUUGUAUUUCAUUGUGGUAGCGACUAUUUCGACCGGUAAGCAAUUUCCAACACACCAUGCGACCGUGCUAACAGUGGAAGACGAUCCAAAAUAUCCGCUGGUUCGAGUAGGCCGGGACUGGCUCUAUGACCGGAAAAUUCGCUCGCACGAAGCCGCCACGGACGAACUGGUCGAGCAAGUGUUGUCGAGUCUUCAAGACGAGUGGCGUAGUGGCGCGUACGCGGACGAGCAUCUGCGGGAUCAACUCGCCAUCUUCCAGGCCCUCGUGAACGGCCAAAGCUGGGUGUUCCCUGGACUUGACAUACCAAGCCAAGGCAGAAGUGAGGAGAGAGCCGAGAAAGGUGUGCCACGAAAGCUCAGGGCCCCGAGUCUGCACACGCAGACUGCUGAGUGGGUAGCCGCUGAAAUGCUCGGCACUAAUUUCGAUGGCAAUGGCUACUGUGAGGGAGCGGCGUACCGACCGUCCGUCAUCAAAGCUUUCACUACUGAAGACGGCAAAGACCAUUCUGGAGGCUUUGUGACGGCCACGCUCGAGAACGAUAUGGACAAUCUGAAGGUGUCAUGA
This is a messenger RNA of Baudoinia panamericana UAMH 10762, 1410 nucleotides long. RefSeq lists its product as uncharacterized. Gene Ontology annotation, biological process: RNA processing. The coding region runs from base 1 to 1410 and encodes 469 amino acids. Gene Ontology annotation, molecular function: RNA-3'-phosphate cyclase activity. The transcript has a single exon. NCBI's taxonomy places the organism in Eukaryota, Fungi, Ascomycota, Dothideomycetes, Mycosphaerellales, Teratosphaeriaceae. The record is from RefSeq and is a predicted model, not a curated record. Gene Ontology annotation, cellular component: nucleus.